CUUGCACCUCUUGUCAGGCCGGGUCAUGCUCGCUAGCCUCCGACAGACUAUCCGACAUUAUGCAACCUACAGCAAGCGGACGACGAUCCUCGUUCAACGUGGAUAUGCGACGACGGCUGAUCACGAUCCUUCCAAGUUCCGGAAUAUGGCAGUUGUUGCCCAUAUAGAUUCUGGGAAGACCACCUUGACUGAAUCUAUCCUUCUGAAGUCUUCCUACCUUUCGUCAGCAGGCUCAGUGGACACUGGCAGCACAACCACCGACUUCCUACCAGCAGAACGCGAGCGGGGGAUAACAAUACAGUCCGCUAGCAUUCCCGUUAAAUGGAGGGACUGGACCUUUAAUUUGAUUGAUACGCCUGGCCAUGCCGACUUUGGUAUGGAAGUAGAAAGUGCAAGCCGAGUGGUGGACGGUGCGGUAGUGUUAAUCGAUUCCGUGGAAGGUGUCGAGGCACAGACGAAGGGAGUAUGGAGACAGCUGGAUAGGUACGACGUUCCGAGCCGCGUCGUCUUCCUCAAUAAGCUUGACCGACCUGGUGCAUCUUUUCGAAACUCGAUACGGUCCCUGCUGUCGCAUCGUCUGCAUCCGAAGCCUAUAGCCUUUACGCUCCCGAUAGCUUCUUUUGACCCCAGCAACUACAAGACCGCUGAACCCGGAAUAGAGGGCCUUGUCGAUCUCGUGAAAUGGGAAGUCUGGAAGUGGAAUGAUGAGCGGGAAUCUGUUCGAACUCCUUUACCAAGGGAAGCCUAUGAACUCGCCGGCUGUGGCAUCUUGCCUGCGUCGCAUCCUUUGCUGGCCCAUCUCGUGGCUGCACGCACUGAGCUGCUGGAAAGCCUCUCGAUGUUCUCAGAGCAACUCAUGGAGUCCCUGCUUAGUCUGCCAUCCUCCCCUUCCGCAUAUCUUACCGUCGAUGCAACCGGUAUCCUACCUGAGGUUCGCGCAAUGACACUGCGAAAGGAGAUCCUUCCUGUUUUCUGCGGGUCUGCCAUCAAGGGAAUUGGGACAGAUAUUCUCCUGGACUACGUAGGAGAGCUAUUGGCUAGUCCUGUGGAUGUGCCACACGACAAGCAGUCGCCGAAGUCUCCGGUCCGGUUGCUCGCGUGGAAAGUAGGCUGGGACAAAAGGAAGGGCUGGAUGACGUUCGUACGUGUAUACUCUGGGACGCUCAGACGGCAGAGUGCCAUCUUCAACGUAACCCGAAAUCAAAAGGAAAAGGUGUCAAAGCUUCUUCUACUAUACGCGUCUGAGGCAGAAGAAGUCGAUGAGCUCCCGUUCGGAGCCGUUGGGGUUGUUCUUGGAUUGAAGUAUACACGCACGGGAGAUACUCUCGUGUACCCUAUGUCAAAGGAGUUGGAAACAGCCGUCUCUCGCGACAUCACACCUCCGCAGGCGGUAAUGUCUGCCUCCAUCAUUCCACAAUCUCAUGCAGACCUAGAGCCAGUGCAAGAAGCGCUUCAUGCACUCUCUCGAACUGACCCUUCUGUGCGCGUGGAGACCCAAGAAGGGCAGCUCUUGGUGCAUGGACUCGGGGCUCUGCAUCUUGAGAUUAUCGAAGGCCGUCUGCGGGAUGAAUGGAAUGUUAGUUUUGAGGCCGGCAAGCGUCGCGUCAGCUACAGAGAGGGGCUCGGGCCUGGAAUCCAGGAAGAGAACGCGGACUCGUGGCCGACGGAAAUAGGCGGUAGGCCGGUCAAAAUCAUUGUGUCGUUCAAGAUCAGAAAGCUCGAGUCCUCCGAAAACGGUGAUCCUCUCUGGGAUGACAAUGUGGUCCUAGGCAAGAACGGCAAAUCCCUACCUCCUCCACAAUCAGCGGCAAGGCAAGAUGAUCCUAUGGCAUGCAUAGCGAGGGGUGUAUCCGAUGCUCUGUCCAAUUCACCUCAUACGUCCUUGCCACUAUCACACUUGCAUAUCCAAAUUACCAACUAUCGUUAUCCUGAGGAGGCACCGGCGAGCACAUUAGCGGGGGCAAGCGCGUUCAUUCUACGAAAUCACAUCCGCGGAUUUGGUCCGGGGCCUAUCCUGGAACCUUACAUCCGUGUCAAGGUCACGGUAAACGAAGACAGUCUGGGGAAGAUUGUAAAGGAUCUAACGGAAAACGGUGGCGAGAUCCAAGACCUCGGCGCUGACGCUACGGCACUAUCAGCUGGGGAAGAUGAGUUGGAUCCUUACCCAGACGACGGCAUCUACACGCCUCCCGAAUGGCUUUCCCCUUCGUCUUCGUCGUUUACGCAAUCUGAGGGAUCCCCUGCGCGGCUGAAACGGUCCAUCUAUGCAUUGGCGCCAUUGAGCCGGAUGCUUGACUAUUCCAGUAGGUUACGAGCUUUGUCUGGCGGGCACGGACUGUUCGAGAUGGCCAACGCUGGCUUCCGCGAGGUGUCCGAGCUGCGAAGGUUGGAGAUCCUGAAGGAGAUAGGUCGAGCAUGA
Molecule: messenger RNA, 2419 nt
Organism: Gloeophyllum trabeum ATCC 11539
Lineage: Eukaryota; Fungi; Basidiomycota; Agaricomycetes; Gloeophyllales; Gloeophyllaceae
Product: P-loop containing nucleoside triphosphate hydrolase protein
Exons: 4
Coding region: 26-2419 (797 amino acids)
Biological process (GO): ribosome disassembly; mitochondrial translation
Cellular component (GO): mitochondrion
Molecular function (GO): GTP binding; GTPase activity
Source: RefSeq, a predicted model, not a curated record